AUGGGAGCUUCACCUUCUACUCAAAGAUUCAAUACGUUAUUGCCUUUUUUCAAUGAAGAGGAUGAACCGCCAAGGAUUCUUGUACUCGGCUGUAUGGGAAGCGGCAAAACAACGUUAUGUCGGCAGUUGAAUCGACAAACUCGAUCUCAAACACCGGUGCUCGAAUAUUACUCGCAUAAUUUGCAACAUAAUGUGCUUUCCGUUUGGCGAGCAUUAAAGCUCGUAUGUGAUGAAUUGAAGGUCGACUACAGUAAUUGGGAGAAUGAUUUCUCUGUGCUGUACGAGUUCAAACAUCGAGAGAAACUCAGCGACAAAGUCGUUGCCAGUUUACUUUCGAUCUCUCGGUCACAUUUGUUGGAAGAAUGCCAACGAAAGAAACGGACACUACCGAUGCCUUACAACUAUAAAUACUUUGUACAGCAUACGAAUCGAAUGAUCGCAGAUGGCUAUGUGCCCACAGAAACCGACAUUCUGUGUUCGUACACUCCGACAAUUGGAUUGGAUGGUCACACAAUUCGUAUGGGAAAAAUUAAAUAUGAUGUAUUGGAGCUGCCUGGUCAUCGCAUAUUUCGACGGCGUUGGAGCGAUUUCUUUCGAAACACCGCGGUCGUUGUGUUCGUUAUCGACCUCAGCGAGCUCUGCGAUUCUGCUUUCUACACGGGUCAUUUAAAAAACAAAACGAUAUCGAUAUACGAGCAACUCGUCCAGAAUGAUCUUCUCGCUCAUGCCGGUUAUAUUUUAUUGUUUAAUAAGAAGGAUGCUUUUGAGGACAUGUCACGUGGUUUCGACUUCAAACAGCUUUCGGCAAAUAUUCGAUCCUCGCAAGAUGCACUCAGCUACUAUCGUACGCUAUUCUCAGCAGCUUCUCCGCCAAAACGUUCUUUUCAUCAUGUGAUUUCACUUAUGCAACCAACAAAUCUGGUCCCGGCUCUGGGCGAUUCAUUGCAUCGAAUUUUCAAAUACAAUGCGGCAGGCACCACUCCUGUGUAA
Molecule: messenger RNA, 990 nt
Organism: Cylicocyclus nassatus
Lineage: Eukaryota; Metazoa; Nematoda; Chromadorea; Rhabditida; Strongylidae
Source: the annotation of a GenBank genome assembly